AGCCAAAGUAAGGACUUGCUGCCUCAGCCCAGUGAUAUCGGUCCGAGGUUUCUCACCGCCGCCCUCGCCAUUAUCCGCCAUUUUUCAAAAAUAUAUUCCAAUCACGGGAAUAUCACGUGACCCUGGAGUAUAAAAUGGCGGAAGACUACAUGUCUGACGCUUUUCUUCUGGGUUUGGAAGACGUGAGGCCUGGACUGAAGAGCAGAAGCCAGAAAAGGAAAGACAAAGCAUCAGGGAAAUCAAUAACCGAGCCUAAACACAAGAGACUCAAAGCCACUGAGCAUGAGGCCAGGUCAAAAGGCCUUGCCACGCACAUUUCUACUGAGAACAAAGGCUUUUCAAUGCUCCAGAAGAUGGGAUACAAGAAAGGAAUGGGACUAGGGAAAACUGGUGCUGGGAUUACUACCCCACUACCAAUACAACUGAAGGAAGGCAAGGGUGGCCUGGGGAGGGAUAUGUACGUGAAGGAGAAGGUUGAAGAGAGGAAGGUGAAGGAGAGUCGUUGGUUCUGGGACUUCAGACAGAGGAAGCAGGGAGCCUUCUGUGAGAGGAGGCUGGAGGCUGACUUGAGGAAGAGCCAGAGAUCAUGUGAGCAGCUGGACUCUGCCAAGGGGAUUGAGGCUCCUCAAGAGACUUACUUCUGGCCAGCUGAGUUGGUGCUCAAUGAAGAUGAAGAAGAAGAAGAGGAGAAAGAGGAGGAGGAAGAAGAAGAGGAGGAGAAAAAGGAGGAGGAAGAAGAAGAAGAGGAUGAAGAUGUGGCUGAGAAACUGAGAGUUCUGACUGCAUAUCUGAGAGUGGAGCACUGCUACUGCAUCUGGUGUGGGACUGCUUAUGACAGUGGCGGGGAUUUGAGCCAGCACUGUCCUGGAGAUACUGCAGAGGCACAUGAUGACUGACUAUAUAUGUCUUCUUGAACCAGCCUGCUUGAUGGUACCAUGCUGGAGGGAGUGUGUGGAGAAAAAUAACUUGAUAUCUGAUCAGAGACUCUAGAAAUGGCAGCAGCCUAUGCAUGUAUGUAGUCACUGGCUUGUUCUGUGAAUGCAGUUUGCAUCUGUCAUCUCAGUGUAGUCUCAUCUGUGUAUCAGUAAUAAUACUGUAUGAACUUGCUCGAUCAGAGAUUUUGAGUGCUUACAUUUCUGCUGAAAGUGUUUCUUCUUGGCCAGUUUCUCUGGCUGUGGUUUCUCUGCCAUGGACCAGUCCACGCGACCCUCGUCAGUGGCAGGCACCUCCAGCUGGUGGAACACUGAGCUCUGCAGUGCCUUCUCAUAGUGCCUCCGGGUCGAGCGUGUCCACUUCUGGUUGGAGUUUCCCUCCACCUGGCACCAAGACUCUGUGUUCAUCACUACCACCACUGCUCUCUGUGACACUCCCCUCUUUGACUUCUAGCUA
Molecule: messenger RNA, 1389 nt
Organism: Geodia barretti
Lineage: Eukaryota; Metazoa; Porifera; Demospongiae; Tetractinellida; Geodiidae
Source: the annotation of a GenBank genome assembly